AGAAAAUUGGAAAGCGUCAACAAAACAAAUGUGCGCUGAAGUUAUUUUACGUUAGGUAUCCGUGAUUUUUCUUCAAAGUUAAACAAAAGUUGUCCAAACAAAACAAUGUCUGACGAGGAAGUCAUCAAACGUCGGCUGCAAAUUGAUGGCGAUGGGACCGGGGACGAUAGGCGUUUGAAUGAUUUGCUUAAGACUUUCAUCAAGUGGUGUAAUUCGAAUGAUGCGCCAGAAAAUAGUCAACCGAUUUACGAUAGGUUGCUCGCGCAAUUGGCGCUCUGUGAGUUCGACAUGAAAAAGUCCGAUUUCUACGCGAACGUCAUGCAGCAGGAGCUGAAAAACUACGCCGGCAUCUCGGACGCCAUCGAGUCGGGCAUCGAGACGGCCAAAACGCAGAUUGGACAGAGCAAGCAGAAUCUGGUGCUGGCCAAGAAGAUUCGAAAGAAUCGCAUGCAAUACGACGUGCUGGCAAAAAUCAUCAACCAGCAACCGGACCGGAAAGAAACGGUUCAGCAGCUGGAAUCCUUGAAACUGGAGCUCGAUCAGCUGAAGGACAGCAAGGCGGAUCUGGAACGGAAGCUGGAGACGAAAAAGAAAGACUUUACGGUCCUGAUGCGGUCCAUCGUGGAGCUGCAGAAUAAGCUGGACCCUUUGAUGACGGUAACGGCGGCGGGCACAUCGGAUACCUGCGACGACGAUGCGAUGGACGUAAGUGCAACACCGGCUGCGGAUGAGAAGAUUCCCGGCGAUGAAAUGCUGGUGGUCGAAGAGGAGGACGAUGCCGCCAGUUCGGACAACGACGAGGUGAUACUGUCCUCGCCGGAGAAACCCAACUAGUAGAGCCCAACAGGUGCAGCGAGAGGAUUUAUUAUGUAAGA
Molecule: messenger RNA, 875 nt
Organism: Anopheles bellator
Lineage: Eukaryota; Metazoa; Arthropoda; Insecta; Diptera; Culicidae
Gene: thoc7
Product: THO complex subunit 7 homolog
Exons: 3
Coding region: 106-834 (242 amino acids)
Biological process (GO): mRNA processing
Cellular component (GO): THO complex part of transcription export complex
Source: RefSeq, a predicted model, not a curated record